Messenger RNA from Arctia plantaginis, 6183 nucleotides. NCBI's taxonomy places the organism in Eukaryota, Metazoa, Arthropoda, Insecta, Lepidoptera, Erebidae. The record is from the annotation of a GenBank genome assembly.
AUGAUUAAAAUAUCAGCACUGAACGAGGAAUCGGAGGAAGAUAGCGGAUCUGAGGAGGAAGUGACUAAAGAGGCAUUAGAACAAAUCGCAUUACAACAGUACGCUAAAGCACUAGAUCUUCAAAGAAAAGGUAAUUUAAAGGAAGCAACACAAUUAUUAAAAGAUCUUCUAGAUACAGAACUACUCUAUGAUAUUAAGAAACCGGUGGAAGGCGAGAAAGUACCAGGUCCUUUGUUCAAUGUUAAAUAUUUAUCUUACAAGAACUUGGCGUCAAUGCUGAGCGCAUCAGACGACGUGGAUGCAGCUAUUGAAGCUUAUUGUGCGGCAUCUGAGCUUGAUGAUACGGAUGUCACCCUUUGGCACAGACUGGGACAGCUCUGCUUACGCAGCAAACGCUAUGAAAUGGCAUUACAUUCGUUUCAACGCGGCGCUGAGCGCAAUCCUCGCCAUUGGCCGUGUCUAGAUAAAAUUGUGACUCUCUUAUUAGGCUUAGGAUAUAAAGAAGAAUGUAUAACUACUAUAUAUGACACUUUACAGUUAGAUCCUGGAUAUCUCAGAGGUCUUGCUUAUAGAAAACACAUUUUUACUGUUUAUCCAUACAUUAGAGAUUUUAUGGAAUAUCUGAAUCCAAUCUACAAGUGGAAUGAGGAAGAUGAUGAGCCUUAUGAUGAGAAAAAAGUUGAAAUACUAUUAAAAGAAGCAGAAGAUAUUCAAGAAUCAUUCUUAGAACAGCAGAAAGCAGAACAGUUUCAAUAUGUUGUACCAAAAUUAAAGUUGGUCAAGCCUGUUUCUAUAUUAAGUUGGAAAUCAGUUGGAGACUCGAUAGUACAUAUGCAUAAAUAUAUGACAGAUAACUGCUACAGUCAUGCAUGUCCUAUAGAAAUAAUAUUUGAAAAGGAAGAAAAAGAGGAACCCAUGGAAGUUUCUGACGAACCUAAAGAAGCAGAAGUGGUAGAAAAUAAAGAAGAUGAUAAUACAGAUACUGAAAAGAAUUUAGAAAAUAUUUCUGAAAAUGAGAAUAAUGAUUUAUCAGACAAGGAUAAAGCUGCAACAGAUACUGAAAAGGUUGAGAGUGAUGUUGAUGUAGCUCCAGCAGUUGCAGCAGAAGAUAAUGUUGUUGAAUCACAACCAGAACCUAAAAUUCUUAGGAAAAACCCUACUAGGCGUAGAGGCAGCGCUCUUAGCUUUCUUCAACAGUGGGAAUGGUGCACUAAAAGAAGGUCUGGACGUAAAAAGCCUGCGACAAAACAGGAACAGGAUGACAACAUUUAUGAAACAUUAAGGAAAAUGGUUCCUCUUUGUUUGGCUCCUGAAAUGGUUGAAAAAAAAGAAAACCAAACAAGAGAUACUUCUCCCGACAUAGCUGAUUUAGACAAGUUAUUUGACGAAAAAGAGAAAACUGAAGAAAAGAAAGAUUACUUUGGAUCAACAAAUGAGCAAAAAGAUGUUAAAAAUUUUAUUCUGAAGUAUUCAGAAAGCAAAAGAGAUAUCAUUGACAUUUUGAAAGAUUAUCUAAAUGUUUUAGCAGGGAAAUGGAGAGAGAAAUGGCCUGAAGGUCUCUCUACAAUAUUUAUUGAAGCCAAUAAAUGUUACAUGAACCACAUAGAUGUUCCAACCUGCACCAGUGAUAAUUAUGAAGAUGUACUACAUUACACCUUUGUUAAUAUUCUUGUUGAAGAGUUUGCUGUAAAUGAGAAACUUAUUUUACCUACUAAUGAUGAUGGUGAUAAACAAAAGCAUGACCUAUGUGUGGUAGAAGCUAUUGGUAUUAUACUGAGCCAGAAACCGCAUAAUAAUAUAUUUCUAAGUACGGACUGUUUAGAAUUGACGUUAAGAUUCCUCUGGGUGAAGCUGCACAUCCAUAUGUUGAACAAAUGCAAUGAGUUUGCUCUAGACUGCUUGUAUCAAUUGCAGUAUGAAUUUGAGGCCAUGGAUGAAUAUCAUGACACCUACUACUUAAACAUAAUCAAUUUUACAUUUAAAUCUGAAAUUAGUGAAAAAGAAAUUCAAGCCGGUAUAAAAUUCCUCGAAAGAAAUAAGAAAUUAUCGUCAGUUAUGGAUUUGUUUGAAAGAGAAUGCUAUGAAGAAGUGCUCACAAUAAUAACAGACUCUUUUGAGCACUGCAAGACUAUGGCCAGAAGUGAAGAAGAAGAAAUGUCCCUAGACUUUGCAGUUCAGCUGUCGCUAAUAUUAGAUACAUAUUGGGCUUUAAACAGAGUAGAUGAUUGUUUAAAGUGGUCUUUAAUUUGUUUGCAUGAAGCUUUGAAGCAUUACUUUAGGAACACCUCAGGGUCUCCAGAGUAUGACAAAUGGACACUGACAGUUGUGAAAAUACUCUGUUCUAUAGAACAUAUACUGAGUACGGAAGGUUUGGCAACUUUAGAUGCUGUUUCUCAGAAAGAGCUCAGCCAAGGGCUCGAAGAUCUCAUUAGGAUAAUAGGCCAUCAGGUAGAGACAAAUGGGACUGAUAUGCCCUUCGGUACUGUCACACCUUGGAUCAUAAUGCAUUACAUAUUGCAGAGAGAGGAAGAUCAAGGCCGCAUUCCAACUUUAGAUAAAGACAAAGUUGCCUGUGAUGAAGUACCUAAUCCUCUGCUAGUAUUAUUUAUCGCUCAUGAACAAUUAGGUGGUAGAGGUUGGUGUUGUACAUCUCAGGGGAAACUUUUGUACUUUAUUUUGGACACAGUGGUCCCAAGACUAAGAUCACCGGCCUUAUCGAAGUCUCUGGAACAAGUAUGCCAAUAUAUGGAACAAUGUGUCUACUGUCUUUUUGGACAUCCAGGACGGAAACAUAAGUUAAAGUAUUUAGUUGAUCAUAACGCUUCUGCUUUAUCCCUAGAUUGGAAUAGAGCGCAGCAGUUAUACGAAAUCUUUAAGCCUCCAGUAUUACCUGCUCUGGAAGGAAAAGUGCCUGGCAUUUCAAAUGAUACAGAACAGUUGUUUCAUCGUAUACUUGCGUUGCUGCCUCCAGAAAACGACCCGUCUAAAUAUCUCCCUGAAAUAGAUAAAUUUAUGAAAGGAGUUGAAGAUAAAUUGCCACAGGUUCCACAACUCAUUCCUUAUAAAAUGAGAGACAUAUAUUUUUUGCUGGGAGACUACUAUUUCAAGAAAGAAGAUGGUAAGUUGGGUGUGAAAUACAAUAUGUUAGAUGUUGUGGUGAAUAACGAUCGUCUAGAGUCAUGGGCGGAAAUUACGCUAGCGAAAGCAGUUAAUUUGGAUAGAAUAUUGAAUUCCUGCAAGAAUCUUAAUAACGAACGAGAAUUCUUAAAUCCUGCUAAAUCUGUGAUACGAUGCUUCAAACGAUCUCUGGAGUUAAAUCCAACACACUGUAAUAUGCUUAUUGAGUAUGGCCUAUUCGUUUACACUGUACACUCCUUCUGUUCUCGGUUACUAAAACAAGCGAGUGAAUCCUUGAGCAUGGAAGACUUCGAAUCUUUGGAGAAACAGAAAGAGGAUAUGUUGGAUACUACACAGAAAUGUUUUGAUACUGUGAUUAAUGAACUAAAUAAUAGUACAGAUUCAGAAAAAGAUAGUGAAGACUCCUGGCUUCACUUUUAUAUGUUAGGGAAAGUGGCGGAAAAACGUAACAAGCCCCCGUCGCUAUAUUUAGCCUACUAUAUGAAAGCUGUUACAUGUUUACAAGAAACUGAUGCUACCUACCCUGUAAAGAUAAAUUAUAGUACUCCAACUCAUUUAUGUAUAGAGGUGUUAGAGUUACACUAUCGCAUUCAUGCCUCUAUUCUUAAGUACAUAGAGCAACACGAAAGCAAGCCUAUACCAGCAUCGGUGGGCAAAGUAUUCUUUAGCUGCAUUGAGAAGUGGAAGCAAGGUCCUUUCUCUAAAAAACCCAAAAAAGAUGGCGCUACAGAAAGUGUACCUACGACUUCAGAACCAAAGCUUCCCGAACCUGUACACGCAGCUAAUAUUCUAAAACGGUCUAUCAGCGACGCUGGCGAAGAAGAAUCACACGAAGCCAAAAGAUUAAAAAUGGAAUCUGCCGCAGCUAAAGUUAGAAGGUCAGCAUCUUACGACACAGAAAGAAUGGCAUCAAAUAAAGAGCUGAUAGUUCAGAACGCUGAAGCAAUGGAAACUACAACCGUUAAUUCUAUAGAAGAGAGUAAACCAAAGGCAGCAGUAGAAAAGAACGCAGAACCGACAUUGCCACAGUCACUACCACCGCUGCCUAAUGCAGAAAUUUGUAAAGAACAGCCAAGAGAAUCUAAUAAAGCGGUAGAAGAAAUAAAAGAAGACACUGAUGGUGAAAAGAAAGAAGAGAGUUCUAGCAGCACAACUUCAUCUUCAUCGUCAGAUUCAAGCUCGAGUGAGACAUCUUCUGACAGUAGCAGCGAUUCUAGCAGAGACACUGAAUCCUCGUCUAAAUCUUCUAACGACUCCAAACCUUUAACGAAUGCUGAAAUCUUAAACAUAGUGUCAUCAUGUCUUGAUGCUUUGGAAGACUGUACCAGUCGAUUCCCUUUACAUUACAAGGCCUUAUACCGACUUGCUCACUAUCACUUUUAUUAUAAAAAUGGUAAAGAUAUUGAGCGUUGUAGAGAUCUGAUGCUGUCAACGUUCACAUCACGGGCAAAUCAAAAAUUAGGAGGACUGUUCAGUGAAAGGAAGCCCUCAAACUUCUUCAAUAAUAUAUGGAAGAUACCAGUAUCGGAAGUAGAACGAGCCGGAGGAUUCGCUUUUCAUAUGAAUCGCUCAGUCUUACUAACCCUUGAGAUAUUAAAAGAAAUAGAUGAUUAUAAAACUCUCUUGGACAUCAGCUUACAGUUACAAAAAAUACCAGAUACGGAUAAAAAAUAUUUGAGGGACUCUGACAGAGAAGAAUUAGCUCAACAAGCAUUUUCUCUUUGCGUUCAGUCUCUUAAGGGGCAGUUAACUAAAUUUAGUCAGCAAGCUGAUUUAAAAAGCAAUGAUGUAGAACGGCAGGCGCUUAAAAGCUUCAUGUUGGACAUUUAUAGGGCGUACCAGAGAGCUCAGAAGCUACCAAAUUCCAAACAGUUCACGAAUCUACUCAUAGAUGGUUUUAAGCUUGUGACGACAAAACCUGUCGCAGAUAACGCAAAUCUGGUCGAUAUCAGUAUGAAGUACUGCCAAAAGUUAAUACAGAAACUGAAGCACGACGCGACGAUGGCCAGUCUGGACAAAACUCAAAUCGCGCAAAAGAAACAAGCCGCAAAAGCUGCUGUUGCCGCUGAAGCUGCUAAAACUUCAACUUCUUCGGCGCCAGUGGUUCAUACGUCAAAACCUGAACCGACGAAAGUUUCCACAACGCAACCAGCACCCUCAGUUCCUGGUAAUCUGCCGAAAAUAUCAGCACAUGAUAUGGCUGCGGCUUUCCAGAAUUACCUGCCUAUGUUAAACGACCCUGUUUUGACGCAACAAACGGCAGCUGCUCUAUCUUUGUCUUACUUGAGUAAUAUAAGCGCUUUAGCUGGUUAUACGUCAUUGCAAUCAUCAAUCCAGAACUCACUACAAUCAUCAAUCCAGAACUCAUUACAAUCAUCAAUCCAGAACUCAUUACAAAAUACUUUUCAAGCUGAGUUCUAUAGGCAGUACAUUGGCCAAACUUUUCCAUCCCUUAUGCCACCUGCAAAAAAGCCAAAACGCGGACCAAAACCCGCUCAAAUUCGACCGCAACUGAACACACAGAUGAAGACCUCAAAGUCGUUCAGUUCUACAGUGUCAACUGCCACUAAAAGCCAACCGAUGCCAACGGUAAGCAAUCUUCAAAAAUCUAAUUCGACUCCUUUGACUCCAAGUAUGGGCACGGUACUUCAAAACCUUCCGGCUUCUAUGACCGCAAGUCUUUCGAACUUCGGUGCGGUGCAUUCAACAUCACAUUCGUCACAUACGGUUCCAGCACAAGCUCACAUGUCCACAGCGUCAACAGUAAACGCGGCUAUUCAUACGAAGCCACCAAUGCCUCACCAGCAAGUCAGUCCUGGAAAGACCUUGCAGGAGAAACUUGCUGAGAGACAGAAGCACUUACCCAUUACAAAGAACCAGGAUAUAAAUGCUUCUAUAAGUAAACUUCCUUCGUCUCUGACUAUUACAAAGACAUCGGUAUCAAAACCUGUUAAGAAACCAGAGGCAAAAAAGGCACUGCCUUUCAGUAAUGAUAGGCCAAAGCCGAUUGCCACAGAUGAAGUUAUUGUACUAGACGACGAUUAA